Quercus lobata is the source of this 1400-nucleotide messenger RNA. Its product is annotated as protein NRT1/ PTR FAMILY 5.10-like. Gene Ontology annotation, molecular function: transmembrane transporter activity. Gene Ontology annotation, cellular component: membrane. Lineage: Eukaryota; Viridiplantae; Streptophyta; Magnoliopsida; Fagales; Fagaceae. The transcript has 3 exons. Bases 62 to 1357 code for a protein of 431 amino acids. The record is from RefSeq and is a predicted model, not a curated record. Gene Ontology annotation, biological process: transmembrane transport.
CUUGUUGACCCUAUCGGCUGUGCUUCCUUCUCUCACUGAUUACGUUGACACCAGCAAAUCUAUGUCAUGUUGUCCUAAGCUUAUAGUGAUUUUAUUCUUCUUCUCUCUAUAUCUAGUAGCGGUUGCACAAGGAGGACACAAGCCCUGCAUUCAGGCUUUUGGAGCCGAUCAAUUUGAUGGAGAAGAUCCAGAGGAGCGGAAUGCCAAAAGCUCAUUCUUUAAUUGGUGGUUUCUUGGAGUAUGUGGGAGUUCCGCGGUAGCAGUUUUGGCCUUAAGUUAUAUACAAGACAACCUUAGUUGGGGCCUAGGAUUCGGAAUCCCUUGCAUUUUGAUGAUAAUUGCACUGGUUAUCUUCUUGCUUGGAACUAGGACUUACAGGUACUGUAUCAAAAGGAAUGAGACAAGCACAUUUGUGAGAAUUGGUGGAGUGUUUGUUGCCGCAAUUAGGAAUUGUCAUACUACCCGUUCGGCAAUAGCUAUUGAAGAGGAAGCUUGUGGAACGUCACACCAUAGCUCUGAACAAUUCAAGUUUCUUAACAAAGCCUUGUUGUCUGUAGACCGUCAUAAAGAAGAAGGUAAGGUUUGUACUAUUAGUGAGGUUGAAGAAGCAAAGGCAGUGCUUAGGCUUUUUCCAAUAUGGGCUACGAGCUUGGUAUACGCAAUAGUAUAUGCACAGCACUCAACUUUUUUUACCGAACAAGGGGCUACCCUAGACAGAACACUUUUUCCUGGCUUUAAGAUACCAGCAGCUUCAUUACAAUUCUUUAUUAGCCUAGCCAUUGUUCUUUUCAUUCCUAUAUAUGACCUUAUUUUUGUUCCUAUAGCAAGAGCUUUCACUGCUAAACCCUCUGGCAUCACAAUGCUACAGAGAAUUGGAAUUGGGAUGCUUUUAUCUGCAACUUGCAUGGUAGUUGCGGCUCUAGUUGAAAUAAAAAGGCUUAGUACUGCUAAAGAAUUUGGGUUGGUUGAUAAGCCAAAUGUGACUAUUCCAAUGAGUGUGUGGUGGUUGGUUCCUCAAUAUGUCUUGUCAGGAAUUGCUGAUGUUUUCACCUUGGUUGGUUUGCAAGAGUUCUUCUAUGAUCAAGUCCCAAUUGAAUUAAGGAGUGUGGGUAUUGCCCUUUAUCAAAGUAUUCUCGGUUUGGGCAGCUUAUUAAGCAGCCUCCUUGUCUCCAGGGUCAUUGAGGAAGCAACCGGUGGUUACGGUAGAUAUAGUUGGUUUUCUGAUAAUCUUAAUAGGGUACAUCUUGAUUACUUUUACUGGCUACUUGCUGGACUCAGUGUAGUAGCAUUCGGUGCUUACUUGUAUUUUGCUAAAUCUUACAUUUAUAAUAGGCCUGUAAAUAUAGUAUCAUUGUAAGUGAAGUUGUUGUAGCCAAAUAUAUGGAUGGGGAAGUACAUAA